GAAGUAGUAGAUGUCAUAAAGUAGAAGUUGAGAACUUGGGGGAAAAUUGCAGGUAUGUGAUUUUUUCUGAGAGUAGUACUGAGCAGGGAAGAAAUUCCAGGGAGAGACAAAGGGGAGCUGUGGUGUCCUUUUGUACUUCUUCAACCUCUGUGGGUUUGGAGGGGGAGGGCAUGGAUAGGAAAUUUCUGGUUAGUAAGGAACAAUUUGGUUAUUUGGUUAGUGAGUUUGGAUGGAAAGUUAGAAGAUUGGUUGAGGAGGAAGAUGAGAUGAGAAGAGUAACCCAAGUACAGGCUGAAGCAUUUCAUGUUCCAGUUGUUCUCUUCAAUGAUUUGUUCUUUGAAUUCUUCAAGGCUGAAGUGUUCUCUGGCCUUGUCUACAAGUUAAGAAACUCACCACCAGAUAGGUAUGCUUGUUUGGUGGCCGUGCCAGCAGAUGCUUUAAAUACAAAGUUGGAAUCUCCACAAGGGCUUGUGGGGGUUGCAGAUGUAACAGUCUUGAGAGAUGAAGUUGUCCUCAGGCAUCUUGAAGGAGCAGGAGAAUAUCUUUAUGUUUCUGGAAUAGCAGUUUCAAAAGAUUUCAGGAGGCGGAAGGUAGCAUCUGUGUUGCUUAAAGCCUGCGACAUGCUCUCACUUCUUUGGGGUUUUGACUACCUUUCUCUGUGGGCCUAUGAAGAUGACUUCGCAGCACAGAAAUUGUAUACUAAUGCAGGUUACAGAGUUGUUUCAGGAGAUUCACCAUGGAUAACUUCUUGGAUAGGAAGGAAGCGAAGGGUUCUAAUGAUCAAAAGGUCAACCUCAGGUACGUCUGAUAAAUCUUCUUAUAAAAAAUUUCCUUGUCCUAUACAUUUAAACUUGAAUCAUAUCCAAUAGCUUAGCUGCAGGAAACUUAAACU
Molecule: messenger RNA, 892 nt
Organism: Telopea speciosissima
Lineage: Eukaryota; Viridiplantae; Streptophyta; Magnoliopsida; Proteales; Proteaceae
Exons: 4
Coding region: 171-869 (232 amino acids)
Biological process (GO): mitotic sister chromatid cohesion
Cellular component (GO): cytoplasm; NatA complex
Molecular function (GO): N-acetyltransferase activity
Source: RefSeq, a predicted model, not a curated record